AUGCCUCCAAGACACCAAACCCUCCCUCCCGCGCAAACGACCUCGGCGAAAGAGGCCCAGAAAUCCUUCUACUGCACCCUCUGCUCCAAGGGCUACUCCCGCAUGAACGACUAUGAAGCCCACCUCAGCAGCUAUGACCACAGCCACAAGCAGCGGCUCAAGGACAUGAAGGCCAUGGUGCGCGAUCCCAACGCCGGCGCAAAGGCGAGGAGGGCCGAGGCCAAGGCGGACGGCAUAGUCAGCAUCAAGCUCACCGAGCAGGAUGCGCCGUCGUCCGGCGGCGGAGGCGGCGGCUUCAAAAAGGGCGGCUUCAAGAAGACUGGCUUCAAGAGCGCUUUCGCCCCAGUAGACGCACCGACAUCAGCCGCCGCUACCGCAUCGCAGCCAGCGUCGACAGACUUGCCCCGGAAACAAGCGAAUCCUGCUGCUGGUGCUCUCGCAGACAAGGGGAAGACUGCUCCGUCUUCCUCGCGCAUCUACAAGGGUUCACUCGUGGAGAGCGAUACGGAAGAUGAAGGCUACGAAGUCUACGAUCCGAGGUUCCCCACCGAUUGA
Molecule: messenger RNA, 555 nt
Organism: Trichoderma reesei QM6a
Lineage: Eukaryota; Fungi; Ascomycota; Sordariomycetes; Hypocreales; Hypocreaceae
Exons: 2
Coding region: 1-555 (184 amino acids)
Source: RefSeq, a predicted model, not a curated record